This is a messenger RNA of Portunus trituberculatus (swimming crab), 3619 nucleotides long. RefSeq lists its product as uncharacterized. Gene Ontology annotation, cellular component: membrane. The record is from RefSeq and is a predicted model, not a curated record. NCBI's taxonomy places the organism in Eukaryota, Metazoa, Arthropoda, Malacostraca, Decapoda, Portunidae. Gene Ontology annotation, biological process: sodium ion transport; transmembrane transport. The transcript has 23 exons. Gene Ontology annotation, molecular function: symporter activity. The coding region runs from base 34 to 3342 and encodes 1102 amino acids.
GGUUCUCCUCUCUCCUCCCACAGAAACGGCGUUAUGGCAACCACCUCGCCGACAACAGCAGCUGCACCAGACGUGAUGGGCGAGGCUGAGGCAGCGGCGGUCCAUUUCACUCCGCUGGACUAUACGGUGUUCGUUCUCCUGCUGGUAGCGUCACUUGUCAUCGGGAUAGUAAGUGCCUUCAAGAAUCGCUACAAUGAGUCCACCCAACAGUACCUGGUGGGGGAUAGAAAGAUGUCCCCGGUGGCCGUUGGUCUGUCUCUACUGGGUGGCUGGGUGUCUGCUGUAUCCAUUUUAGGAAACGCCACGGAGGUGUACUUUUACGGAACGCAGCUGAUGAUGCUCUUGCUGGGCUUCAUUCCUGCCGCCAUCCUGGUAGGGAGAGUGGUCCUACCACUUCUCUACGAACUUGGAAUCAUCUCUAUUAACGAAUACAUCGAGCUGAGGUACGGCUCUGCCGCCCUUCGCAAGCUGAUGACUCUCUGUGUGCUGCUCAUGAAUUACUUCUAUAUGGGAGUGUGCCUGUACGCCCCGUCCCUCGCCCUCACCACCGUCACCAGCCUCCCCAGCUGGGCCGCCACGCUCAUCAUGGGAUCUGUCUGCACCUUCUACAUCACCAUCGGCGGCGUGAAGGCAGUGGUGUACACGGACGUGAUGCAGACACUACUUAUGUUUGGCGGUGUGCUGGCCGUGGUUAUCACGUGCUGCCAGGAUCUGGGAGGCUUUGGCAAUGUGUGGACCAUCGCCCAACGAGGAGGAAGGAUAAGCUUCUUCGACAUGAACACGAGCAUAUUCAAGCGACACACUUUCCUCUCCACUUUUGUGCUCGGUUUUUAUACUUUCCUGAACAACGCGGGGUUCAAUUCUACCAUGUUCCAGCGCUUCGCCUCCGUCAGCACAGUGCAGACGGCCGUCAGACUGAACGUGUUUCUCCUGUUCGGAAUGGCGGUCCUGUGGAUUGUUUUUUUCCUGUCAGGACUCGUUGCCUACGCAUCCUACGCUGACUGUGAUCCCUUCACCGCCGGCCUCAUUCAGAAGCCCGACCAGAUCAUCCCCUUCCUGGUGACAGACAGAUUGUCUCGUUUCAGUGGCCUGGUGGGCAUCUUUGUGGCAGCCGUGUACAGCGGCGUGCUCAGCACUAUCUCUAGCUGUGCCAACUCAGUGGCCUGCGUGUUCUGGGAAGACUUCCUCAAACCACGUCCCUACUUCAGAGCGUUCUCAGAUGCUAAGGCGACCAACGUUGUUAAGCUUAUCUCGGCAGCGUCCGGGGUGGUGGCCAUCCUGCUGGGACUGCUGGUGGAGGAGAUGGGCAACAUAUUCGUGGUGGUGUACAGUGUGUGUGGCGCUGUCAUCGGUCCAAUGACAGGGGUGUACCUCAGCGGGAUGUGCGCCCCAUGGGUCAAUACCGUGCUUUUCAGCACUUUCCGACGUCGGCUUUGUCUGCUAAAAGAAACCUCUCCUAUUACUGAAACAGAAAUUACUCCUGGGUCCACUGCCCACGAUCAAUGGGGGCUCAUGUGCCGACAAUUGGACAUUCUAGAGGAUGGGAUAUCAGACCACCCAAGGUUAAGAUAUCUUGUUGCUGCCUACUCUGGCCUAGCAAAGCAAGAGCUGUGCAGUUAUGCCUUGAGCACCUGCAUGAGGAACUUGAAGAUUAUGGGAGAACUAAAGCAAACGUAUGAAUCAAUGCAUGUAAUAACAGAGAAAUUUAAAGGGAAGCUGAGAUACCCCUACGUGGAUGAGUCAUACAGACAUGAGGAACUGGACGAUGGCACCUCAUGUGAAGCUAAGAACAUGCUCAGAAAGGUAGAGAAGGACCGAGAACAGAUAAAAGAGUCAAGUGGACAACAUGCAAACCUGCCAUACCCAUCCACUAGUGCCACCAAUCCUGAAGAGAGCAACUUCCUAAAGAAGAGAAAAAGAGGCGAAAUCACCGCACUGGUGAAAGUGGGAGCCAAGAGUCAGAGUCCAGGAAAUUCCGUCAUUACUGGUGCCUUCCUCAACUCAGGUAGAGAUAGAUCUUAUUGUACAUAUGAUCUAGCAAUAGUGGUGAAGGAACUCCCGUCUUCUCUGAAAGGGUCUGACGCAAAGCCCUCGCAAAUGUUGUUGGUACGGGGGUUGCCGUACAAUGUCGCCUCAUGUACAUUCCAGAUAGCAGGGGGGUACAUCGGGGGUACAACACGCAACCUGACGCCCUGGGAAUUCUGCAGCUUGGGCAGGAAGGCGAGUCCAUCCAACAUGCUGCAGAACCGGCGGAACUCCAAGUCUGAGUGGUGUUCGGGCAUUGGUGGGGUGCGCCUGUGGUAUCUGAGGGAUCGCUUGGUGUUCUCCUCACACGGAAAACGCUUCUGCACAGCAUGGUCUUGGUUUGCCACUGCCUGGGCAAAUAUCUGGGAUGGCUUGUCUAGGGAGCUGGCCGCCUGCUGCCUCAUCAAGUUACGACAUUUUGUGUAUGUCACGUUGAUGUGUGCUCUGAAGGAAGUGGAAAUACUAAUAGGUUUAGAUAUACCCCAAGCCCUAGUACCACUAGAGAAAACAGAGAAGGUGAAAAUAGUGUUCGAUUGUGCAGCCCCUUACAAGGCAUUACCACUGAACAGUCAAGUGAUGCAAGGACCUGAUCUUAACAACAACUUGAUGGGAGUCCUCCUCAGAUUUCGACAAGAAAGGGUAGCUAUAAUGGCGGACAUCAAGGCCAUGUUACACCAAAUGCUCCUGCUCUCAUUUGGUGGGGAUGGGGGAAUGUGGGUGCGACCUGUUGAAGGGCCCAAUUAUUUCAGCUACAUCCAAAGGUCCGUAUAUGUUUCUAGUGACUUUGGCUACAUCCUUGCCAAAAGGAGAAGCUCAGCCAUAUUUACUAAUCCCCUUCCACCACCAUCACUCUCCGCGUCCCAGGGUGCCAUGAUGGGGUUCACCGCCUCGCUCAUCUUUAACUUGUGGAUUGUGAUCGGGAAAUUAGUACGGGGCGGAGGUUCCCCCAGUACGCUGCCGCUCUCCACUGCUGGCUGCGUCGUCCCCCUUACCAAUGCCAGCCUGCAUGAUGUCCCGCCCACCACCUCCUAUGUCACCACCCUUCUCAACACCACGACCACGGCUGCAGCAAACGAGACGCUGGAUGGAGCGGCAGUCUAUGACAUAUCCUACUGCUACAUAGGUAUUGCUGGUGUGGUAAUUACGAUGGUGGUGAGCACGCUGACCUCACUGCUGACAGGCCCGACGAGGCCCGAUAGCCUGAGAAAGGGAGUAGUCAGCCCCACGUGCCUCAAGGCGUACACGUGGGUGUGGUCGCGUCUGCAUGAGCACCAGGAUGACGACAGGAGGAAAGAGAUUCGGCAUUUGAGUGUAUAAGACGGACCAUCUCCAAUGACACAGCAGCUCAGUGCACGACAAAGAUCUCGCAAGUGCCAACUGAAGAGUUGGUCCAGACACCAGACGACGCACCAUGCUGGCUGAGGCGUUCUGGCGGGGACAGGGUGGGAUUGCAGGUCACGUCUUUGCAUUGCCUGCUGACGUGUUACUGUGUGAUUUAAGUUAAUUAUAAAUUAUGUUAAUUACAGUAAUAGGUAAAAUACUUUCAGUUCUGUUUUCAAUGUAUUAACUACUCAAAUACAAUCAUCUACAAACA